Messenger RNA from Microbotryum saponariae, 1832 nucleotides. The record is from the annotation of a GenBank genome assembly. Lineage: Eukaryota; Fungi; Basidiomycota; Microbotryomycetes; Microbotryales; Microbotryaceae.
AUGGCUCCCCGGAAGACUUUCAUCGCUGGUGUCGGCAUGACGGCGUUCAUGAAGCCCCGAAAACUCAUCGACUAUCCCGAACUGGCCGUCGAAGCUGCGUGAGUAGGCCACGGAUCAGACCCCGCCCCCGCUUUGGGCCCGGCCAAGGGACUGCUUGCCGAGGCGCGGAUUGUCUUGCUGACCGACUCUCCAUUUGUUGCGCUUCAGUACCAAGGCUCUCCUCGACGCCGGAAUCAAUUACGACGAGGUGGAACAAGCCUAUGCUGGAUACGUCUAUGGCGUGAGUCUCUCUUCGCCAGUGGCCACCCGGAGUAAAUUGCACACGCUGCAGGCCGAGACCCUGCCCCUCCCCGCACCAAAAAUUGCUUCGCUACAGAGUCUGAUCGGGCUCCCUUUACUCCCACACAAGGAUUCGACUUGCGGUCAACGUGCCCUUUAUGCUCUUGGUAUGACGGCAAUUCCUAUCGUCAACGUUAACAAUAAUUGCUCGACGGGUUCUUCAGCACUCUUCCUCGCCCGUCAAAUGGUCGAGGCCGGCGUCGCCGAUUGCAUCAUGGCGAUCGGCUUCGAGAAGAUGGCCCCUGGCUCGUUGACCACCACCUUCAGUGAUCGUGCACCCCCUCUCGAAAAGACGAUCGAGUUGAUGAACGACGUCGUCGGCGUCGGAUCAGGACCCUUUGCUGCUCAGAUCUUCGGCAACGGUGCCGAGGAGUACUGCCAAAAGUAUGGCUCGACAUGGAGAGACGUGGCCAGCAUCGCAGCCAAGAACCAUAAACACUCCGCAGUGAACCCGUACUCGCAGUUCCGCAACGUCAUGACCACCGACGAGGUUUAUAACGACAAGAAGAUCACUGGCAACGUGAGUCCUUGGUGCCUGAUGUUCAUCCGCUGCCGAAGCGGAGGUCUGAGCCUCACUCUGUCAAUAUAUAUUGAGUACAGAUGACGCGUGGUAUGUGCUGCCCCACUUCAGACGGUGCGGCUUGCGCGAUCGUCGUCUCCGAGGACUUCGUCAAGAAGCACAACCUGCAGAAUCAAGCAAUCGAGAUGGUCGCUCAAGCUAUGACGACCGACAGCCCUCGUCUCUUCGAUGACCGCUCCUCGAUCGAGCUGACCGGCGCCGACAUGACCCGUAUUGCGGCGCAGAAGUGCUACAAGCAAGCCGGUAUCAAGGCCGAUGACCUCUCCAUCAUCGAACUGCACGACUGUUUCGCCGCGAACGAGUUGCUCGUCUACGACGCGCUGCAGUUGACCGCCCCCGGUAAAGCUCACGAACUGGCUCGUUCGGGCGAUAACACCUAUGGCGGCAAGUUCGUCAUUAAUCCCUCCGGUGGUCUCGAAUCCAAGGGACAUCCCCUUGGCGCGACUGGGUUGGGUAUGGCUUUCUACCUCGUCAAUCAGCUCCGUGGAUGGGCGGGACCGAUGCAAGAUCCUCGCUGUGUACCCGGAGCUGCGGAAAAGAAAGGCAAGGAAUGCUAUGCUCUCGCUCACAACCUGGGUCUCGGUGAGUUUGAUUUCCUCGGCUGCAAGAGAGUUCAGAUCGUGCGUAUUAAUUUCUCGUCAUCCUGGACGAUCAGGUGGCGCGUGUGUGGUCACCAUCUUCAAGCGACCCGGCUUCUACAAGGAAGGGGGCGCUGACGGUCGAGCGCGCCUCGGCUACAACCACGCCGCGGAGGUAAGCACCGAUCCCCCGCAACACAUACGACGAGUUGGGCAGGUGGCUCACCCGCCGCAACACUUCGCAGUGCAAGUCCAUCACCCAAGCGGACGUCGACAAGGUCAAGUCGAGGAAGCAGUACUCCAAGUUUGCCGAUGUGAACUUGGCCGAGGCUUGA